Messenger RNA from Carassius auratus (goldfish), 939 nucleotides. RefSeq names its product olfactory receptor 52J3-like. The coding region runs from base 1 to 939 and encodes 312 amino acids. Gene Ontology annotation, biological process: detection of chemical stimulus involved in sensory perception of smell; G protein-coupled receptor signaling pathway. Gene Ontology annotation, molecular function: olfactory receptor activity; G protein-coupled receptor activity; odorant binding. Gene Ontology annotation, cellular component: membrane. NCBI's taxonomy places the organism in Eukaryota, Metazoa, Chordata, Actinopteri, Cypriniformes, Cyprinidae. The record is from RefSeq and is a predicted model, not a curated record. The transcript has a single exon.
AUGUAUCCAAAUGAAUCUCUCUUCUCACUGGUCCUGACAUUACACUCUCUGGAACUGCCUGAGACCAGCAUUUAUCCUGCAUUCAUAUUUGGAUUAACAAUUUACUUGUUCAUCUUACUCUGCAAUGUAACAAUUGUUGUCACCAUUUGCUUGAACAGGAAUCUUCACAAACCAAUGUACAUACUGUUGCUUAACAUGCCUAUCAAUGAUGCAAUGGGUGCUACAAACCUUUUUUGUCAGCUUCUGUAUAGUAUAUUGUCUCAGGACACAUCCAUAUCCUACCCUGCAUGUUUGCUUCAAGGCUUUAUUGUACACCUGUAUGGUAGUGCAUCCUAUGUUAUUCUUACCGCUAUGGCCUAUGACAGGUAUAUCGCUAUCUGCUCUCCACUGAGAUAUGAAGCCAUUAUGAAUACCAGUAACUUGGUGAAAAUCAUAUCUGGGAUGUGGCUUUUUAAUUUUGCUGUAAUAAUUGUUAUUUUCUUUCUUUUUCUGAAUUACAAGAUUUGCCAGACACACAUGACAGAUCUUAUCUGUUAUAAUCCAUCUAUAAUGAAACUCAUGUGUGAAGACACAAAAGUGAAUAAUAUCUAUGGAUUGUUUACCCUGGUUUUGUACCACAUCCUUGCAUUUUCUGUUGUGGCAUUUACAUACAUUCAUAUAUUAAUCACCUGUGUUACUAAUAAGCAGUCUGAUGCAAAGAAAAAGGCACUUCAGACAUGUGGCACUCAUUUAGUUGUCUUCCUGUUCUUGGAGUUCAACACUCUUUUUCCCCUUGUUGCACAUCGGUCGGAAAGUGUUCCCGCUUACAUACGCAGGAUGUUUUCUAUAACAGUUUUUGUGCUGCCUCCUCUUGUCAAUCCACUUGUGUAUGGUUUUAAAACUAAAGAGAUCAGACAGAAAUUUCUAGCCUGUUUCAAGGGUAAGAUACAUAGUAUUUGA